Prunus armeniaca (apricot) is the source of this 378-nucleotide messenger RNA. The record is from the annotation of a GenBank genome assembly. Lineage: Eukaryota; Viridiplantae; Streptophyta; Magnoliopsida; Rosales; Rosaceae.
AUGCCGGCACCAAUUGCUGCUUCUGCCCAUGCAGCUCUAAUUGUGGCAAGAAAGGAAACAUGGCGUAGAAGGGCAAUUUGGAAUUGGGUGCAAGACUUUCGUGCUCUCACCGGAAUCCCCAUAAACAGUCACAUAAUAUCUCUCAUCGUAGGCAGCGAAGUGAAGGCUGAACAAGCCACUCAGAGUUUGUUGAAAUCUGGUUUCCAUGUAAUUGGUAUCAUACCCCCUGUAGUGCCGCACAACUCAUGCAGGCUACGAGUGACACUGAGCGCAACGCACACAAGGGACAACAUUGAGAGAAUCACUGUUGCACUAUCUCAUUGUGUGAAUUUCCAAGAAAUUCGCAUCCAUGGCUCAAAUGGUUGUGCAAGGCUUUAG